Messenger RNA from Drosophila gunungcola (fruit fly), 4469 nucleotides. RefSeq names its product ribosomal L1 domain-containing protein CG13096. The transcript is spliced from 5 exons. Lineage: Eukaryota; Metazoa; Arthropoda; Insecta; Diptera; Drosophilidae. The coding region runs from base 330 to 4337 and encodes 1335 amino acids. The record is from RefSeq and is a predicted model, not a curated record. Gene Ontology annotation, cellular component: nucleus; sno(s)RNA-containing ribonucleoprotein complex; small-subunit processome. Gene Ontology annotation, biological process: rRNA processing.
GUCCAUGCUGCCAGUGCCAUCUCUAACCGCUCUUGUUGUUUUUUGACCGCACUUGCUUCGUUGAAUUGUUAAAACUCUUAUUUUAGUAAAAUAAACACAGAAAAUACCAUUAAAUAUGAUUGGAAGCAAAAAAAACGAAAAAGGCGAAUGUCUUAAAGGAAAUUUCGGAUAACUUCGAGCAGCUGACAAAGAAUCUGGAGCGUUUUCUCAAGCCACAGCCGGAACAAGUGGAGGCCAUCGAGAAGCUAAUUCAACAAACGUACGCCGUUAGCAUCAGCGGGGAUGUGGCGAACAAGAAAUCACUGCUGCCGGAACUGGUGCUGGAGCAGAUGGACGAGGAGCAGAUCUGGCAGCAACUGGAGAUGCGAAACGAGCUGGUGUUCCAGCAGAUGCUGGAGCAAACCGCCCAGUUGACGGCAAUUAGGGAGCAGCAUCUGGGCAUCGAGCUGGACGACGGCGAGGAACAAGAGGAAGAGGAUGAGAACCAGGAGGCUGAAGAGUCCGUUGAUGAGGAAGAAGAACAGGAAUCUGAAUUCAGCGACGAGGAUGGAGAUCAAACCCCAAAGAAGGGCACAGCGCCUAAGGAAAAAAAGAACAAGCGAGGUCGCCACUCUGUGGUGGACGACACCUUCUUCAAGCUGGACGAGAUGAACGAGUUCUUGGAGCAGGAGGAUGCCAAGGAGAUGCGCCGUCUGAACAGCAAGCGUGGCGUGGAACAGGCCGAUGACAUUGAUCACUAUGCAGAGGAUUUCGGCCUGGGCGAAGACGAAGAUGGCAAUGUCAACUAUGCCGAUUUCUUUGAUAUGGACGAGGAACUGGAACAGCAUGCUAGAAAGAUAAACAAAGGCAAGCAGAAAGAUUUCUUCAAUGAAAACGAAGAUGAUAGUGACCAGGAAGAGGAUGAAAAUGAAAAUGAAGAUGCUGAGUCAGAUCAAAACGAAGAAGACGAAGCAGAGCCUGCAGAGGAUAAAGAGGAGGUAGACAGCGAAAUAGAUGAAUCAGAGUUUGUGGCUAAAAGUGGCAUAGAACCCGCCAGCGAUUCAGACGACUCUGACUCAGAAAAGGAGGAGGAGAAUGAACAGGCACCUGUUGAGCCACCCUCCCAAUCUUCCAAUGAGAUGAGAGAGGCUCGUUUGUUCCAACGCAUUCGUGACUACGAAGACGUUGUCCUGGGCGAGAAGCCCUGGCAGCUAAAGGGCGAGGUCAAAGCGGCCAAUCGGCCCCAGAACUCGCUGCUCGAGGAGAUUCUUGACUUUGACUCUACCACCAGACCCACGGCACCCAUCACUGAGGAGGAUAAUCGCUCUAUCGAGGACAUUAUUAAGCAGCGUAUUCGUGAUAAAGCCUGGGACGAUGUGGAGCGCACAGUGCGUCCGGUGAACACUCCGCAGGAGUACCGCAAGCAGCUGGUUCUGGACCAGGAGAAGUCGAAGCAGUCCCUGUCGCAGAUCUACGAGGCACAGUACCAGCGUGAGAUGGAAAAACUCGACCCUAAUCGCGAUGCCGAUAAAUCUGGUCCAGAACCCAAAGAACACCAAGAAAUCAGGCGGGCAAUGCGUUCGCUGUUUCUCAAACUGGAUGCCCUCUCCAACUUCCACUUUACGCCGAAGCCAGUGGCGCCGGAGGUCAAGAUCGUGACCAACACGCCGGCAGUGAACAUGGAAGAGGUGGCCCCGUUGGCGGUGAGCGAUGCCAAGCUGCUGGCGCCUGAGGAAGUAUUCCGUGGACCCAAGCACGCUCCGCUUGGUAAGACGGAACGCGACCGGACGGACAAGAACCGCGAGCGCCGCAAGAAGAAACAGAAGCAGCGGGCCAUUAACUCGGCUCUGGAGCAGCGCGACCUUCAGCGCGCUAAGGAAGGCAAGGGACCAACCAAGAAGGAGGCGGACGCCAAGCUCCUUAAGAGCAUCACCAAGAACCGCAAUGUUCAGAAGAUCAACGCGAGUAGCGAUGACAAGGGAGCUCUGAAGUCCUCCAAGGCGUUCUUUAACAAACUACAGGACACCACAGCGGCCACUGCGUCCAACAAGCGCCCGAAAAAGGAUCCAGCAAAGGCGAAUGCAAAGAAGCUAAAGCUAUCAGCCGCGCAAAUUAAGAUGGUUAAAGUACAGAAACCGCAGGCCAAGUCGCUGAACAAGAGCAACAGCAUCGAGGGCGUGGCCAAGAAGAAGGGCAAGACGGAAAAGUCCAAAAAACUGCCCAAAGAAGCCACAUUGGAAUUGACCAGUGGCAAAAAGAUAAAAAACGCGGCGUCGCAAAAAAACGAUGGCGUCGAAAAGGAGCAAAAGUUGCCCAAGAAGGAAGUCGAAAAGAAACAGUCAAAGGCGGCCAAGAGGCCUUUAAUUCUGGCCCCUCCGGAGUCUCCAGCUGCUCCUCCUGCCGCGGAAAAGAAGUCCAAAGCAAAGCCGGCUGUUCCCGCCACUCCAGUGCCCAAAAAGAAGCCAGCCAAGAGGCCCCUGAUUUUGGCUCCUCCAGAAUCGCCAGUGGCACCCAAAACACAAGAGAAAAAGGUUAAAGCUGCUCCUGUGGCAGCCAAAAAAGACGCUGCACCUGCUAAGAAGUCUGCCCAGGAAGCUGCUCCUGCCAAGAAGACAGUUCAGGCUGCUCCUUUAGCUAAGAAGCCAGCUGAGGUUGUUCCUCCUGCCACGAAGUCCGCUCAGGUUGCACCUCCAACCAAGAAGCCAGCCAAAGCUGCUCAGCCGGCCAAAAAGGCAGCCCAGGAUGCUCCUCCAGCCAAAAAGGCUGCCCAGGUUGCACCUCCCUCCAAAAAGCCAGCCCAAGUAGCUGCUCCCGCCAAAAAGCCAGCCCAGGCGGCUUCUCCCGCAAAGAAAUCCCAGAAGCCAGCUGCUGAAGCACCCAAAAAGUCGGAAAAACCCGCCAAGGAAGCAACUCAAGCCAAGCCCGCCAAGGCUCAACCCGCAGCCCAGCUCCAGAAGAAAGCCAAGUCGGUGCAGAAGCUUUCCAAGGCCCCCAAGUCCAAGAAGCCCUUCAACAAGAAGAGCAAAGCUGGCCAGGCCAAAGGCAAAAGCGUCAAGAAAGCGCCAGUCAAGACCAAGAAGCAACUUGAGCUGACUUUCGAACUGAAGUCCUUUGACGAACAAAGGUACAAGGAGAUUGUGACCGAGAAUAAUGUCACGAAAGUGUGCCAGGCCUUGAAGACCCUAGUGUCCGAGGAGGUGGCCAAGAAGAAGGCUACCUCGAUCUUCAGCGACUACCGCUACAUUCUGCAAGUGGCCAGCUACAAGAUCUCCAGCUGUCCCAAGCGCAUGGUCAAGUUGUCCCUGAAGCAUUCGCUGGUGGGCAACACGGACGAUGUGGCCCUCAUCGUGCCCGAUUUGCAGCGCGGUGCCAAGUUCGAGUCUGAUCCCACCAAGCAGCACUACGAGGAUCUGCUGCGGGAGGCCGGUGUGAAGCAACGCCUGACCGUCAUCCCCUUCAACCAGCUGCGCAACGAGAUGGGCUCCUUCGAGGCCAAGCGCAAGUUCCUGAACAGCUACGACUACCUGCUCUGUGACGGUCGUCUUUCGGGCCAGGCCACCGCCUUUUUGGGCAAGAACACCCAGAAGCCUCGCAAUGUGCUCCACGCCGUGCGCCUGACUAAGGACAAGUUGCCGGAAGAGAUUACACGCGCCCUCAGCCGCACCGCAUUCAGGCAGCUGGCCAAGGGCGAUCUUACGUCCAUUGCAGUGGGCAACGACGGGCACAGUGCCGAGCAGCUGGCUGAGAACAUACUGCUUGUGAGCAAGCAGCUCCAGCAAGUCUUUCCCGGCGGCCUGGCCAACAUUCGGUCGAUGUACGUUAAGAUCGACAUUACUGGCACUUCGUCGCUGCCGCUGUACGUUAGCAUGUGUGCCCCGCCGGCGGACACUCCGUAUGUGGUGGGUCCCAAGGAGCAGCGCAUGCUCAAGCUGAAGAAGCAGGCCAACGAGGUGCUGUCCAGAUUUGCCAUGACCAAGGAUGCAGACUUCAUUAAGCUAACCAGCGAUCAGGUCAAGCGCAAGGCCGAGCUGCGCGUGGAGAGAGCUGCCUUGCUGGCCGCUGACGCUGCUCCCAAGGACAACGAUGGCGAGGACACCGCCGUGCCAACAAAGAAGGCCCGCAAGGAGUCGACCAGCGAGGGCGCCAAGGCUGAGGCUGAUGCGGAAUCCGAUGAGGAUGAGGAGGUCGAGGAGGCGGAGGACAGUGCCGGCGAAAGCGGCGAUGAUGGCGACGAUGGCGACGACACUGAUGAUGAUGACGAUAUUGAUGAAGAAAAUGAGGACGAUGAUGACGAGGACGACGAUGAGGAAGAUGACGACGACGAGGAGGAGGACGACGAUGAUGAUGAUGAUGAGUAAUCUUACCUGCAGGCUAAAUUGCUCUUCAUUAGUUUUAGUUUUAUUUCUAUAUAUGCAAACUAAUCUUGCUGUAAUUCCGUUUGCAAUUUUUACAACAGUUUUAAGUAAUAAACGAGUGUUUUAAGUAUGGAA